AUGCAGUGGUUUGACACAGCACCGAGCCGGACUUGCCCGCAGUGCAGAAUCCAGGUCAGCAAAAGACACAUCAUCAAUAAGCUGUUUUUUGAUGUUGCCCUGGAGGAGCAGACAGCACCGGAUGCAGAGACCUUGCAGAAUGAACUGGACAAGGUGAAGGCUCAGCUCUCUGUGAAAGAGAAAGAAAAGCGGGAAUGCCAGGCUGUUGUGGAUGGGCUGAGGGACACUCUGGAUGUGCGCAAUGCCACAAUAGAGUCGCUCCAGAAGGUGCUGGGAGAGACAGAGAUGCUGUGCUCCUCUCUCAAGAAGCAGAUGAAAUUCCUGGAGCAGCAGCAGGAGGAUAACAGAAGUUCAAAGGAGGAGGCCCGCCGCCUGCGAAACAAGCUGAGAACCAUGGAGCGGAUUGAGCUGUUGCUUCAGAGCCAGCGCCCCGAAGUGGAGGAGAUGAUCAGAGAGAUGGGAGUCGGGCAGGCAGCGGUGGAACAGCUUGCAAUCUACUGUGUCUCACUGAAAAAGGAAUAUGAAAACUUGAAGGAGGCUCGGAAGAUCUCUAGUGAGAUGACAGAGAAGCUGAAGAAGGAGCUGUUUUCUGUCAAUAGCAAGCUGCAGAAAACAGUUUCAGAGUUGGAGAAGACAAAGGAGGAGUUAAAAAGCACCCAGAAGGAUCUGAAGAAUGCGGACAAGGAGAUCUUGAGUUUGAAGAAGAAAAUAGACAUCCUGCAGGAUACUCUGAAAGUCCCAUCUGUAACCAGAGAGACUCUCAGUCGACUGGUCUUUGAAAGCCCUGCUCCUGUGGAACUGCGGCACCCGAAGCUCCACCGCCCAGCCCACAGCGAUGAGAUCAAUCUAGAUGCUACUUUUGAUGUGGACACCCCUGAACAUCAGCCCUGCAGAUCUCUCUUCAGCCCUGCAAAAAGGCAGAAGCUGGAUAAAAAGCCGCCUCCUGUGGUAAAUUUGGCGAAGAAAGUUCUGAAGGAAACAGUGGAGAACUGGGCAGAUGAUCUGGAGGAUGAUGCUCUUAAAGGCCUCUUGCCAGCAUUCAUCAGGAACUCUUUUGUCUCCAAGAAGCCAUCUUCGGGUAGCUUGCUGGGUCCCCACAAGAACAACAUGGGCACUGUGAGGAUGGGCUACGAUGGCUUGGGAGGCAGAACAAAGUUCAUACAGCCUACAAACCUGGCAGAAAUCCGUCCAUUAGCGGUGAGAAGCAAGAAAAAGAACGUCUCCAGGCCAGUGUCUGCAGCUCCCUCCGCACCUUCCUCCAGCAGCAGCCAAGCCAGACUGGACAGUUUCCUGCAGUGA
This is a messenger RNA of Nipponia nippon (crested ibis), 1299 nucleotides long. The record is from RefSeq and is a predicted model, not a curated record. Lineage: Eukaryota; Metazoa; Chordata; Aves; Pelecaniformes; Threskiornithidae.